AUGAAUUUAAUCACAACAAUACUCAUUAUUUCUAUUACCCUCUCCACUAUCCUCGCUAUUGUUUCUUUUUGACUUCCCCAAAUAACACCUGACCAUGAAAAACUUUCCCCCUACGAAUGUGGCUUUGAUCCCCUAGGAUCCGCGCGUCUACCCUUCUCUCUCCGCUUCUUCCUUGUUGCAAUCCUUUUCCUCCUAUUCGAUUUGGAAAUUGCACUGCUCCUUCCCCUUCCUUGGGGAGAUCAACUUUCUUCCCCUCUCAUAACAUUCACCUGAGCCUUCGCUGUUCUUAUAUUAUUAACCCUCGGCCUAAUUUACGAAUGAACUCAAGGCGGUCUAGAAUGAGCUGAAU
Molecule: messenger RNA, 349 nt
Organism: Maylandia zebra (zebra mbuna)
Lineage: Eukaryota; Metazoa; Chordata; Actinopteri; Cichliformes; Cichlidae
Source: the annotation of a RefSeq genome assembly